Messenger RNA from Nakaseomyces glabratus, 450 nucleotides. RefSeq names its product Tma17p (gene TMA17). The record is from RefSeq and is a predicted model, not a curated record. Gene Ontology annotation, biological process: proteasome regulatory particle assembly. Gene Ontology annotation, molecular function: protein-macromolecule adaptor activity. Lineage: Eukaryota; Fungi; Ascomycota; Saccharomycetes; Saccharomycetales; Saccharomycetaceae.
AUGACUAGUGCUAGCGGAAUGAAAAGGCCGGUCGAUGUGGCCAAUUUUAAAAUAGCGAUCAGGGAUAUGGGUGAUGAUGAGCUCGGCAGAGUGAAGCAAGAAGUUGAGAACAGUAUCAGACACCUGACCCGGUCAAACGAGAGAUUGCAUCGAUACAUCAAGAAGUUGCAAGGGCAUGCUGUAGAGUUGGAAGAUGGUGAGGAGAUGGAUGAGAAUUUGGGCUCGGACGACAUUGAGUUGUUUCAGGAGUCUAUUAGGGAGAACGAGCUGGUCUUGGAUAACUCCCGGGAAAGAUUAGAGGCUUUGCAUGACGAGCUGGCGUAUAGAAAAGCACAACAUCCUGAUGGCAAGUCCAACCCUGAGGGCAGCCUCGCAGAACGUAAACUGUCUGCCAUUGACAUGGACAACACAAACGUUGACGUCGCUGCACCAAAUUCCAUCUACUUGUAG